CUUCCUCUCCUUCAUAUAAAUAUGUAUCAAGACCCGGAGAAACUUCACCAUACAAGAGUAUAAGCAAUGGGACUGGGAAUGAGUCCACUUAGGCAACCAAUUGCCAUGGCAGCGCUCAUUUCCGCCGUCCUCUUCGCAGGGCUUCGGUCCUGCUGUUUCGCAGACAUCACCCCCUCCUCCCCCUCCACUUCUCCCCGGAAACCUAGAUCUUGGCCUUGGCGUCAACCAUCUCCUCCAGAUUCCCACUCCCCGGCGGCACCUAAUGGCAUCGCCGGCGAUCGUCGGGCACUCCCCACCUCCGCCGUAUUUCCAGUUUACGGGAACGUUUAUCCUGACGGAUUCUACUAUGUAUCGAUGAACAUUGGAGACCCUCCGAAACCCUACUUCCUCGACAUUGACACCGGGAGCGAUGUCACCUGGCUCCAAUGCGAUGCCCCCUGCGUCAAAUGCUCCCAGGGGCCUCAUCCUCUGUACCGGCCAAGGAAGAACGGCCUCGUGCCAUGCAAGCAUCCACUCUGCGCUGCUUUACACGAAUCGACGAAUCAUGAAGGCGGAUGCGAGGUAGCCGAACAAUGCGACUACGAGAUCGAGUACCAAGAUCAUGGCUCCUCCAUCGGCGUCCUGGUUUCCGACACCUUUGCGCUCCGCUUAACCAACAGCUCUCUUGCUCACCCUGUACUCUCCUUCGGCUGCGGCUACGACCAGCAAGCUGGCCCAUCAGCAGGGCCCAACGGGCGCUCGGACACCGACGGUGUGCUUGGGCUUGGGAGCGGGAAAGUGAGCAUACUUUCGCAGCUGAGCCAGCUCGGUAUUUGCCGGAGCGUCGUCGGUCAUUGUCUUGGCAGGCGGAGCACUGGGUUUAUGUUCUUUGGGGAGAAUGUUGUUCCUCCCAGGAGUUUGACUUGGGCGCCUAUGUCCCACAAUGCUGCGCACAAAUAUUACUCGCCUGGGCUGGCUGAAGUAUACGCUGGCAAGCAGCAGCUGGGGGUGAAGCAAGCUGUCGUCUUUGACAGUGGCAGCUCCUACACCUACUUCAACGAUAAGCUAUAUCACCACUUGCUUUCUGCGAUUAGCACCGAAAUCUCGAAAGUGAAGCCGAUGCUAAAGGAAGCAGCCGAAGAUAAGGCGCUUCCUCACUGCUGGAAGGGAACGAGGCCCUUCAAGUCCGUCUUUGAUCUCAGGAAGCACUUCCGCUCCUUAAAUCUCAGCUUCGCAAAUGGGAAAGCUCCGGCUGUACUGGAGAUCCCACCUGAGAACUAUUUCAUCGUCACUAAACAAGGAAAUGCUUGCCUGGGUAUCCUCAAUGGCGGCGAAAUAGGCCUGGGCGACUUGAAUCUUGUUGGAGACAUAUCAAUGCAGGAUGUGAUGAUUGUUUACGACAAUGAGAAGCAGAGGAUCGGUUGGGCUCGCGUUGCUGGCUGCGGUCGGCUUCCCACGUUUGCAAACUCUCCUCUCUGAUGCUUCCAUUGCAUUCUUAACACAUCCAUAACUGCUUCUGCAACUUACUGCUCACACUGCCUUUCUAUUCCUUUGCCGUAUUAAUUCAUUCAAACAGAGCUGAAGAAGACAAAGUGCUCGAAAGAAAAAAAUCCUCUCAUCCACAAUAGCACCUUUACUUAGCAACUUACCGGUUAGUUGUUACUUGUGAAAUGUUGAUUUAUACCUCGAUGAUUUCAUUUGUUAAAGAUAAAAUUUCGUGUACAUAAAAUAAAAAAAUAGAACUAUAUUUCACACGUUUCUGUUGUAGAUACAACUGCAUUUACAUCAAUAAUAUUUCAU
Messenger RNA from Phalaenopsis equestris, 1779 nucleotides. Its product is annotated as aspartic proteinase Asp1-like. The coding region runs from base 67 to 1458 and encodes 463 amino acids. Gene Ontology annotation, biological process: proteolysis. The record is from RefSeq and is a predicted model, not a curated record. Gene Ontology annotation, molecular function: aspartic-type endopeptidase activity. The transcript is spliced from 7 exons. NCBI's taxonomy places the organism in Eukaryota, Viridiplantae, Streptophyta, Magnoliopsida, Asparagales, Orchidaceae.